CAUACAGACAAAAACAGACAGCUCAUCUGGAAACAGGAACUAACUAACUAACUACCCAAAUAGUGUGGUCGUUGUCGCAAGAGAAAGAUUCGCUGCAGUGGCGACACUGGCGGUGGCCAACCGUGCAUCAACUGCAAGAAUGCUGGAGCCAAUGAGCCCUGCCAAUUCCUACGGGUUCAAUCUCUCCAUCCACACUCAAGCCAGGUUCUCACGACGCUGACCGACAUGCGCCAUGCCCACGAGGGCGGAAACCCCACACCGAACCCGCACCUAGAGUGUGGCUACAACAUGGAUGCGUCACGCGCCGGCGCUAACCGGGGCUCCGUAACGCCCCUACCGAUGCCCACCUACACGGAAAUGGGCGGCGAGGUCUCGUACCAGCAGCGGGCGCCGUACUCGAGCGGAUACGGCAGCCGUCCGACGGCGGCGGCACCUUCGUCCUACUAUGCCGCCGCCGGCAGCAGCUCCUGGAGCGGCUACUCCACCGAGGACGAGUACCACACGCCCGCCCCGUACUACCCGGGCGCCAUGACCGACAUGACUGGGUAUAGCCCCUGGGGCAGCAGCAGCAGCAGCGGCGGCGGGUCCGCGUCGGGCACGAGGAGCAGCAUCAGCAGCAGCAGCAGGUCGGGACCGACGGCUGGCAGCAUGUACGUGGAUCCACCUGCCCCUGUCCUGCAUCACCCUCACAACCUUGCCUCGCUCGUUCACCGGCCUGCUUCUGUCAUCCCUGUCUCUGCUGCUGCUGCUGCUGCUGCCGCCGCCGCCGCCGUUACAGCGUCGAUGCCGCCUCUGGCUACUCUUGCGGCUGUUCCCGGUGCUGGCCAUCCACACAGCUACACUGCCAUGCAGUACCCCUACCACACAACAACAACAACCCAGGCGGGUGUCGCUGGCCACCACCAGUCCUGCAGCGUCGUGUACAUGCCCCAGCCCACGACCCUGAGGCUCGGCGGUGGCCACCACUUCAUCCCCGAGGGGCUGCCGACCGAGCGUCUGGCCACCAGCUCUUCCAACUCCCCGUCCCCGAACUCCCAGCUCGGCGAUGCUGCUGCUCCCCCCUCGAAUGCACCCUAUUCAGUCCAGCACAUGGUCAAGAUGGAGGGCACCGCCUCGCCUGCCGCCAACUCCAACCGGGGCUCCACCACCAGCCCGGCCUGUUCUUCCGCCACGCCGAGGACCAGCAUCGGCGGCAGCGUGAGCGGGCAGGAGGACCACAAGAGCCACGAGGACGAGGGCAGGGAAGACGAAGAGCUCCGCCACCAGCAGCAGGGCCACCACCAGGACCGGGCAUACAGCUCAGCCACCGCCGCCGCCAGAACCGACAUGCCAGAAGUUGCUAACAACCUCCCCGACGCCAUCUUCAGUGACUCGAUGCACGCCGGCCCUUCCAUGAACGGCUACGAAUACGCCGAAUCGGCCCACUCGUCGCCCUACCACGCCCACGCGGGCCACUCGACCGCCACGGCCGGCUCCAGCCCCGCCUCUGUCGACCACAGGCGCGGCAUGCCGUCGCUGGUGAACCCAAACAGCGGCUACGUACCGCUGCCGACGCCUCCGCCGACUGGCAGCAGCAGCCACCAUGACCACCAGCAGCACCAGCACCAGCAUCAGCAUCAGCAUCAGCAUCAGCACCAGCAGCAACACCACCACGACCACCACCAUCACCAGCAGGAUCCUCACCACCCGGCGGCCACCGGCGGCCAUCAGGCUCGGGCUAUCACCAAGGGGGCGCUCCUGAUCAUCACUCCCAUGGCUCGGAUCACCAUCGCUCCCAGAUGGGACACCGUCGCUGAUGGGGUCAAGGGUGUGUUUUGA
Messenger RNA from Pyricularia oryzae 70-15, 1818 nucleotides. RefSeq lists its product as uncharacterized. Lineage: Eukaryota; Fungi; Ascomycota; Sordariomycetes; Magnaporthales; Pyriculariaceae. The transcript has 3 exons. The record is from RefSeq and is a predicted model, not a curated record. The coding region runs from base 226 to 1818 and encodes 530 amino acids.